UCGACGCGGAGCUCGAGCCAGCAGGCACCCAGCAGGCGGUCGACAUCGACGGCGCUCUCGACGAGCGACCCUUUCGACGGCCAUGACCAUCUUCCCCAGACUCCUGCGUCCUAUACAGCUCCGUACCGCGCAACGCGCAUCCACCACCGUCGCCGCCAACAGCAGCAGAUCCUACUCUUUCUUCUCUUCCAAGUCCGGCUCGCGGUCAAUCGGAGCAUCUACGAAACCUCCCAGAUCCGUCGCUGCCUCGAAAGGCAGCAGCUCUACCGCAUCUUCUAAUCCCAAUUCUAACACCACCUCGAACGAUGAGGAUGGCUCAGCUUCGUCGUUAACAUCGGACGACGCGUCUUCCGCUAGUUCGACGACAGCAGCUUCAUCGGUAUCGCCUGUGGAUCCUAUCGCACAAUCAUCACCCUUCCAACCGCCCUUCCAGCCACAUCAUCUCGCACUUUCGCCGAACGACCUCAAACUGCAUCAAUUCUUUUCCCUCCACCGACCACUCUUCCUUUCCCAACCUUCUUCCUCCCUCUUCGAGUCAUCAUCUACUCUUCGUCUUCCUAACUCUGCUUCUGCUGCUCUAUCCUCCGGCUAUUCUGCUGCCCAGGCCGGAGCUGAGCAGGCGAGCACGAGCUCGGAUGCUUUCGAAGAUCCACCGGAGGCUUCAGCCGAAGCGGAUGCGGACGCUGCACGUCUGCUCGCGCGUGCUCUUGUCAUUAACCGCGUAGGGGGUACCAUUCGAUGGGACGAGACGAUGCGCAGGCUUGGGUGGAAGGGAGAGGACAGUAAGGAGGUCUUGACCAUGUCUGUGGAGAUGGUCGGAGGUACCUCGAGCGGAGCAGAGAUGGAGGGCGAGAAUGUGGUGGAUAUGGAUAGUGUGAAGAGGAAGAGGCGUAAGAAGAUGAAGAAGCAUAAGCUGAAGAAGAGGCGAAAGCUCUCCCGUGCAUCACGACUCAGGUUGGGCAAGUAAUUGAGUCGCAUCGUAUCACGCGCUGUUUCGACAACUCAUGUACAUAUACACACGCCCCAACUCGCUUUUUUUUCUUGACUUCUUCUCUAUCCGCUACUUAUGCCAAAUCUCACCUCGACUGAGGUGGCGUUCGAUGCCAUACUUCACAGUCCUUUCCGUCCUUGAAUACAGGCGGCAUCCGCCACUACUUAUGGACGUUAGUUCCGUAUUACUCGUUAUCAAUUGACAAGUCAUUUUUCAAUCACG
Molecule: messenger RNA, 1213 nt
Organism: Stereum hirsutum FP-91666 SS1
Lineage: Eukaryota; Fungi; Basidiomycota; Agaricomycetes; Russulales; Stereaceae
Exons: 2
Coding region: 83-967 (294 amino acids)
Biological process (GO): mRNA processing
Source: RefSeq, a predicted model, not a curated record